Penicillium coprophilum is the source of this 981-nucleotide messenger RNA. Its product is annotated as Mrp/NBP35 family ATP-binding protein. The record is from RefSeq and is a predicted model, not a curated record. Gene Ontology annotation, molecular function: ATP-dependent FeS chaperone activity; ATP binding; 4 iron, 4 sulfur cluster binding. Gene Ontology annotation, cellular component: cytosol. Gene Ontology annotation, biological process: iron-sulfur cluster assembly. The transcript has 2 exons. Lineage: Eukaryota; Fungi; Ascomycota; Eurotiomycetes; Eurotiales; Aspergillaceae. The coding region runs from base 1 to 981 and encodes 326 amino acids.
AUGCCUCUCACUGGUGUGAAAAAUGUUGUAUUGGUCUUAUCCGGGAAAGGAGGUGUGGGGAAAUCCUCAGUCACUCUCCAACUCGCCCUCGCUCUUUCACUCCAAGGAAAAUCCGUCGGAAUCCUCGAUAUCGACCUGACAGGACCCUCAAUGCCACGCCUAGUUGGACUCGAAGAUGCGAAAAUUACACAAGCACCAGGCGGAUGGAUGCCAGUACCAGUUCACGGGUCCGAAUCUGCAGCUGAAGCCAACACAUCAGUGCCCUCAACACAACCCAAACGCGGCUCCCUCCGCUGUAUGUCCCUGGGCUUCCUCCUGCGCGACCGCGGCGAUGCUGUCAUCUGGCGCGGACCAAAAAAGACAGCUAUGAUUCGCCAAUUCCUCUCAGAUGUCUUCUGGGGCCCCACUGAUUACCUGCUCAUCGAUACGCCUCCCGGAACGAGUGACGAGCACAUCGCGCUGGCUGAGCAGCUGCUCACUCUCUCCACCACAGACGCAGCGGCAGCUGCACAAACAGGACUGCCUCGACUUGCGGGUGCAGUUCUUGUUACGACGCCGCAGGCUGUAGCAACAUCGGAUGUGCGGAAAGAGGCGAACUUCUGCGUCAAGACUAAGAUUCCUGUCCUUGGAGUUAUUGAGAAUAUGUCCGGGUAUUCUUGUCCCUGCUGUGGAGAGGUCAGCAAUAUAUUCUCCAGUGGUGGAGGACAGGUGAUGGCCCAGGAAUUAGGUUUGCCAUUUAUGGGCAGCGUGCCUAUUGAUGUGAAAUUCGGAGAAUUGGUCGAAGGAAAGAUGGAGGCAGGGGACAGUGAUGAGGAGGGGGAGGAUGACGACAAGAGUGCAAAGAAUGAUCCGCAAGAUACUCCUGCUGAGCCUGACAAUCGCCCGCUCGUUGAAAGAUACCGGGAUACCUGGUCUUACCCUCGGUUUGAGGGAUUCGCGCAGGCCCUCAUAAGUGCCAUUGAGGGCCCGGUCGCCGUAUAG